AUGCGGGACAACGACGACAGCGACGACGAGGCGGUCGAGGCCGACUUUAACCGGAUCCAGGACCUCUUGAGAAAACGGCUCGAGCUGCUCCAAAUGACGGUGGAAAAUGACAAGGGGGUCGAGAAGACGUUGGACAACAACAUGAACAAAAACGACCGCAAGCAGUACGAAGCAGAGAAGUUGAACAAGGCGCGCAUCAAGCUGGAGGCGACCCUGCCCAACGAGAUCAUCAACUCGUUGCAGCAGCUGCGCACCGACGUGCUGACGACGCUGAGAGAAAUCUUGUUGGCCCACUUGUACCAGGUGUUGGUGUCGAAGCUGGUGGUGGUGUGGAACGAGGAACACAUGGACACCUCUGGCUACGUCAGCGACGUCGAGGUGGAGAAAUUGAUUAAAGUGUUGUUGGACGGCGACUACCGCACCGACGUCGAGCUCUACUACCUUGUGCGGCUGGUGGUGGCGCUCAUCGUGCUGGACAUUGACGAGUUUGGCACGUUUGUCAACCCGCAAUUGCUCCAGACGUUCCAGAAAUUGGUCACCGAGGGCAGCGGCUCGGUGGUGACGGCGGAAAAUAAAGCUACCAUCGUCAACGGGCUCGUCAACAUGACCCUCGUCCUCCACCACGGGCUGCUGAACUUUGGCCUCGACGACACCGCCAAGUGGUUGAUGGACUUGGCCGAAGGUUUUGCCACCAGCGCCUUCAACUUGCGGUCGCAGUUGUCGCUGGGCGACCGCGAGUACUCGACGUUGAUCACCGACAAACACCUGGACGACAAGCUCGUGCUGGAGGCGGUGCUCAAGGUCAACGGCGAGCUGGCGGUGGCGGUGGCGGCGCUCCACGGGUUGGCCACCGUGCUCACGUUGCUUUCACGGGGAGAGUACCUCAACGAGCUCGUCGAGGACUUUAUGCUUAAAUUGGUGCCGUUGGUCGACAACGACGCCGACGCCGAGAUUGCUAAAGCGGCGGCGCGGGUGGUGGCGGUGAUCUACGAGGUAUACACCUAUGGCGAAGACGACGACGCCGACGACGACGAGUACAACACCAACGCCCCCUACUACGAGCAGGAGCAGCUCUUUGCCAUCUUUGACCGGUUGGCGAACUUGCUGACGAAAAAAGUGCUGAAAAAGGACCGCAAGCUGGUGCACUCGGUGUUCCGCAACAUUUUGAAUCUGAUGAAGGCGUACACCAACCCCGUCACCCGCGCCGAGCUUCUGAAGCGGCUGCCCGAGGGGAUGGAGAUCAUCAACGCCCUGUUCCCCAACGUCACCCUCCGGCUUUCCAAGUACAAGCUGUGGCCCAUCGACACGUGGGGGAUGUAUCUGCGGUUGCGCUCGCUCAAGUGGUGCUUCCUGUUUGGGUUGCACCACCAGCUCGUGGCGCUGGAGAGCUUGCGCGACAUCCUCAAGGACGACGUCAGCCACCACCGCCACUUGGAGAUCGACGAGCUGCGCCUCGACGACGCCGGCUACACCGACUUGGUCGACGACGCCCUCAGCAAGAUGAACGAGAUGAACGACAAGCAGCGGGCGGAGAAGCGCCGCCGCGACCGCGACAACAAGUUCCACGAGAACAUGGGCGACUUUGCCGACGCCUGA
Molecule: messenger RNA, 1596 nt
Organism: Diutina rugosa
Lineage: Eukaryota; Fungi; Ascomycota; Pichiomycetes; Serinales; Debaryomycetaceae
Exons: 1
Coding region: 1-1596 (531 amino acids)
Source: RefSeq, a predicted model, not a curated record